Dendroctonus ponderosae (mountain pine beetle) is the source of this 2663-nucleotide messenger RNA. Its product is annotated as ribosome biogenesis regulatory protein homolog. The transcript has 6 exons. Gene Ontology annotation, cellular component: nucleus; preribosome, large subunit precursor; nucleolus. Gene Ontology annotation, molecular function: protein binding. Gene Ontology annotation, biological process: ribosomal large subunit biogenesis; endonucleolytic cleavage in ITS1 to separate SSU-rRNA from 5.8S rRNA and LSU-rRNA from tricistronic rRNA transcript (SSU-rRNA, 5.8S rRNA, LSU-rRNA); ribosome biogenesis. NCBI's taxonomy places the organism in Eukaryota, Metazoa, Arthropoda, Insecta, Coleoptera, Curculionidae. Bases 146 to 1174 code for a protein of 342 amino acids. The record is from RefSeq and is a predicted model, not a curated record.
AACCAGAAUAGUAACCAAAUGUUGUUACGUUGUCGAUACUAACCCUGAAUUUUAUUAUUGGUGUUGCCGACACUGAAUUAAUACACGUGCUGUCACCAAGAGUUUCCCAAACAAAGUAAGGUUAUUUGAAAAUCCACUUUCCAAAAUGGAUGUUGUGAGCGAAGUUUUACAAAAAUCCCAAGAGGAAAGUUCCAAAUAUAAGCCAAUUACUGUAGAGAAACACAUAGAUUUGGAAUAUGAUGUGGCAUCUCUUUUGGUUUACGACUUCAACCAAUUCAACGCUCAAUACUUCGAACGGGACGCAAAUGGUUAUCUUUUGGAUUUGGCAAGAGACAACACCCAGCUUCUAAUAAACCAGUUAUGGGAAUUACCAACAGAAAGAGUCGAGGAAGCGAUAGUGGCAAAACUGCCUCUUCCAAAGACCGUUUUGCCACGAGCAAAGCCGGUGCCGAAACCAAAGGAAUUGACUAAAUGGGAGCAGUUUGCCAAAGAGAAAGGCAUUCAGAAGAAGAAAAAGUCAAAGCUUUCAUGGGACGAUCAGUUGCAAAAAUGGGUGCCGCUUUUUGGAUUUAAAAGGUCACAAGCAGAAAAGGAGAAAAAUUGGGUUUUGGAAGUGCCGCAAAACGCGGAUCCUACUGAAGACCAGUUUGCCAAGAAAACUGUUUCAAAAUCAGAAAAUGUUGCGAAGAACGAACUGCAGAGAUUGAGAAACAUAGCCAAGAGAAGAAACAUCAAAAUUCCAAGAGUUGGACUCACUAAUCCAGAGGUUGCUUCAGCUAAGGACCUUCAAGCAGCCGUUACCGUGGCAAAAGCCUCCACAGCGAGUCUGGGAAAGUUUCAGGACAGAUUGCCGAAAGAAAAGGAAGCAACGGGAGUGACAACAAUCACUCCGGGCGCUUCAAAGAAAAGAAAAUUACCCCCCGUUUCAGGAGACGUGGAAAAGAAACAAAAUCUUGAUGUGGUUGAAUCAAUUUUGAAUAAGAGACCAAAAUUCGACGUUGAAAAAUCUGUUUCCAAACAGAUACAGACAAAGUUGGAUUUGACUGAAACCAUACAGGACAGGGUCAAGGGUGGGAGGAAAAACCAAAUUAGAAAUAAGGCGAGUAAGAAACCGAAAGGUUCAAAAGGACAAAGGGCAGGAGGAAAAAUCGGAGCGGGGAGAAAGCGGCGCUAAUAUUCGAUGAAAACGGCUAAUUGCAUUACGUACGUCAGUUCCAAUUGUGUAUGCAGAGUCUUUAAUCGCCUUUUCCAUUACUGACAGCAUAUAUUUGAAAAAUGAGUUUCUAUUUUUUUUAACUACAGGAUUGUCAGACUUCAUUUUCACCAAUUUUGAAAUCCAUUUUUUACAUAUUUGCUUAUCUGUAACAAAAGGUGUUACACAGUGUACAUUUCGGUCAUAUUUAAUAUUUCUUUUUUCGGUUUGCUGCUCUAUUCGCCCGUGCUUGUAACAGUGCAAAACAAAUCAGCAAGCCGAAAAAAUGUAUUAAUACUAUUAACCUAAACGGAAAGUGAUUCAAAUUAGUCACACUGCUACAUGUAUAAUGAAUAUUUCUGUAACAAACUGUUAAUGCUGGUUUACAUUAUUUUUCGAAUUAGCUGCUCAGCCGGAUUUUCUUAGGAAACAUAUUGCUAUUUGCUUUAUAUAAAAUAGGAAUUUUUGUUAUACAGGGCUUUUGGUAAGAUCUGGUGGUUCAUUCGUUGCUGGGUGUUAAGCGCAAGUAAUCUAAAUAGUGAAACUGUUACGGAAAAACUAAGGUGCUGCUCACUUUUAAUUAAAUACCACACUAGUUUUCGUAAAUUGUGGUUUUAGAAUUAAAUUAUUUUAAUGAAAAUGAAAAUAUUUUUCAAUGGCAACCGCCCAAAAUCAUUCAACAUUCCCAGUUGCUAAUCAAUUUGCUCAAAAUUACUUUUUUGUUUCUAAUUAAAAUUUCAAUCGCAUUAUUAUUAAUUUUUUUUAUUUAAUUUUUUUCAUUUUAUUAAAUAUUGAAUGUUUUUGUGCUUUGAUCCCCUGCAAUAAAUGCAUCGCCGUACCAAACAUCCUGUAUAAUUGCACUGUACAUAGGCUAUAUUGCCAGACAUCGAUAAAAAAAUCAUUUUUUUCUACGAAAAGCCGUACUCACCAGUUUCAAGAGAUUUUCUAUAAACAAUAAGUGAAGUAGGUAUAUAAUAUCGAUUUUAUUACAUUUUCAGACCCUAGUUGUCAAUAAACACUAUUCGAUUGGUUCCCAGUUAUGUUCAUUCUCAAAUGAGUCUUAUUCAAUAAAUAUAGAGUUUUGUGUAGUUAAACACCAAUAAACCAAACAUUGUAAGGUGGAAGUAGUAGGUAAGUUCUAUAAUCUUAUAGUAUUAUCUUAGUGUAGUCAGUAGUAGAGUCUCUUGAAACUGAAGCUAAUGAGCAAGAAAAUAAUCGCACAUUUCUAAUUAUAAUUUAAUGCUUUAAAUGCUAGCAAGCUUCAAAAUAUUUUUAUCGAUUUAGGUUUGUUCGUUGAGCCUAUGAGACAACAGGCUCUAGGAGAUAAACUUUUAUUUCCCGUUGAGCCUUUGUGUGAUAUCAGGAUCAAUCUAGGUAUUUGCGAAAAUAUCUGUGAAUUGUACUCUGUUUUUCUAGGUGUGAUUGUGGGUAAUUGCAUUUUGUUACAGUAAAUUAUACAUUUAUAGAUGCA